AUGCUGUCGACCUGUCUCCGCACUCGCGGCCGACCACAGCCGUAUCUGCAUCUACAACUACUCCGCAACCGCUACAAGUCUACAAAGACUUCCCUACGAACCAACCCCUUAGGAAUUCAACUCCUCCCGCACAGAGUCCACAAUGCGCUUUUCACCGCCCCUCCUAAAAAGCCCUCCCCCGAUCUUCUAAAACUCUCAAAAGAGCAUCUCCAGCGCCAUAACCUCCUCUCAAAACCACCGAGCAGACCAAAGCCGGUGGUGUUCCCACUACCAGCGCUCGCUGGGAAUUCCCUCGAUGAGCACUUCUACAAACUCGGUAUGGAGGCUGCUUUUCCGUAUCAUGAUCUCGCGCGUGGGUUUGCCGCCGUUGACGUACCGCGGAUACCCAAGAAGUGGGUGCACAAGUCGGGGUGGACCAAGUACUACUCAGACGGACGAACAGAGGCGGUAGAGUCACCGGAUGAGGAGUGUCUAGUAUUUGAUGUGGAAGUCCUGUACAAAAUAUCUCCGUUCGCAGUCAUGGCAACCGCCGUGAGCCCACAUGCGUGGUAUGCAUGGCUCUCGCCGUGGGUUCUGGGUGAAACUAAGGACGAUCGGCAGUUGAUUAGCCUGGGAGAUCCGAGCAAGGCCAGAGUAGUGGCCGGACACAACGUUGGUUUCGACAGAGUACGGGUGAAGGAAGAGUACAAUAUAGCUGGAACGCAAACAAUGUUUCUAGACACGAUGAGUUUGCAUGUCGCUGCAAAUGGAGCCACGUCGAAGCAGAAGAAGGGAUUAAUUAAAAAGAAUGCCGAGGGGGGUCAACGUAAUGAUGAAGGCUUCGUAGUGGGUGAGAGUUUGGAGGGUAGCGGGCAUUGGACUGGACAGAGCUCUCUAAAUAGCUUAAAGGAUGUGGCCUUGUUUCACUGUGGGAUCAAGAUGGACAAGAGUAUCAGAGAUCAAUUUGGAACUUUGGAUCCAGAGGGCGUGAGGGAACAGCUUGACAAUCUAUUAACAUACUGCGCCGAGGAUGUAGUGGCCACACACAAAGUCUAUAAAAAAGUGCUCCCAGCCUUCCUCGAAGUCUGUCCGCAUCCCAUCUCCUUUGCCGCCCUUCGUCACCUCUCAUCCUGCAUACUCCCCGUCAAUCGCGGCUGGGAAUCAUACAUCACAAACGCUGAAGCAACCUACCACCGCCUCUCCGAUGCCGUUCUCCAGCGCCUCGUCGAUCUCGCGGAAGAAGCCGUGAAACUGCGUAAAUCUCCCGAGAUAUACAACGCCGAUCCGUGGCUUCGGCAGCUCGACUGGUCCGGGCAGGAGGUCAAACAACUCAAGACCAAGCUGUCAGAUGACCCCCCACGCGUGAUGCCGCGAAAGAAGCCGGGCAUGCCUAAAUGGUACAGGGACCUAUUCGCCACCAGUGAUGCCUCAAUGUCACUCACUGUGCGUACUCGCAUUUCACCACUACUUCUCAAGAUGGCGUGGGAUGGACAUCCCCUCUUCUGGUCCGACGAACACGGGUGGUGCUUCCGCCUCUCGAAGGUUCCCUGGAAGGGCCGGAGCGAGCAGAAUAUUGAGCAUGAUAUUGAGAGAUAUGAAAAGUCGCUCACUAGGGUGCAGGUGGCAGAAGAUACCGAUGGCGCCUACUAUAAGCUUCCGCAUAAAAGCGGCCAGUCAUCGCGGUGUGUCAGCCCGCUGACGAAGAGCUACCAGCGAUAUUUUGACUCGGGGGUGCUGUCAUCAGAGUAUGCGCUUGGGAAGGAGGCGCUCGAUAUGAACGCGCAGUGCGCAUAUUGGAUCAGUGCCCGCGAGCGCAUUAUGGAGCAAACUGUCGUUUGGCAGAGCAACCCUGGUGUCGAUUUCGGUAUCCCCACCGCAGAGGGAAGCCAGGAGGUUGGAAUUAUACUCCCAAAGGUAGUGCCUAUGGGAACAGUCACUCGGCGUGCCUCAGAGUCAACAUGGCUUACUGCUCCAUCUCCAACUCCUCAGCGUGUCGGCAGCGAGAUCAAAGCAAUGGUCAAACCUCCGCCCGGUUAUGUAUUUGUAGGCGCAGACGUCGAUAGCGAGGAGCUGUGGAUCGCGUCGCUGGUCGGCGACGCAGUAUUUGGCUUUCACGGUGCAAACGCACUCGGCUCCAUGGUGCUCGAAGGAAACAAGGCCGACGGUACAGACAUGCACUCGCGGACUGCCAAUCUUGUUGGCGUCAACAGGGACGGCGCAAAAGUCAUCAACUACUCCCGCAUCUAUGGGGCUGGCUCGCACUUUGCAGCAAUGACAUUGGUGCAACUAAAUCCGGCGUUGAGUGAGCUGGAUGCAACUGUUCUCGCGGAGGAUAUGUACAAAAAGACCAAAGGCACCCGCACCCGUAAGCUGACCGUCCAUGAACGUGGAUUCUGGCGUGGAGGUACCGAGAGCUUCGUAUUCAAUAAACUUGAGACAUUUGCGGAGCAAGAGACGCCAAAGACACCUGUGUUAGGCGCUGGCAUUACGCAGGCACUGAUGCGGAAGAACCUAUCUUCUCGGGAGUUUAUGCCUAGCCGCAUCAACUGGGUUAUGCAGAGCAGCGGUGUGGACUACCUUCACAUGCUCCUCGUGGCGAUGGAGUAUCUGACCAAGCGUUUCAAUAUUUCUGCACGCGUUGCGCUAACUAUCCACGACGAAGUGCGCUAUCUCUGCGCAGAGGCCGACAAGUACCGGUGCGCCAUGGCGCUCCAGGUGGCCAAUCUGUGGACACGCGCGAUGUUCAGUGAGCAGAUGGGAAUCAAUGACCUGCCACAGUCGGUGGCAUGGUUCUCAGCGGUCGAUAUUGAUACGGUGAUGAGGAAGGACGUUGACAUGGAUUGCACCACACCAUCUCACUCGACUCCCAUACGGCAUGGAGAGUCACUCAACAUCAUACAGCUCCUUAGCAAAGGUAAUAAGGCGAGGUUAGAUCCGUCCAUAGUGCCAAGGUCACAGAUCGGUUUGGAGCGAUGGAGUUAUAAAAAGAGGCAGCCGGUCAUGGACUUGUACAGGGCCGAGGAUACGGAAGUAUAUGUAAAGGCGCAGAUCCUGGGGGGUGACAAGGAGGAGCUGCAAGCAUUUUAUAAGGCUGAGGAUAUAACUACGAAGAAAAGGGGGAAGAAGUCUGAAAAGAAGGGUGAUGCAGUGGAGACCGAGAAGCCUUUGGGGGCGGUUGAGAUGGAUAAGCCUUUGGAGGAGGUGGAGACAACGCUGCCGCCUAGCUUGGAGAACUUGAUCGAGCAGGAGGUUGUAGAGCCGUCACCUAUCUUGGAACAAUCACCCAUCGUGGAGACGCCGCCUCUCGUGAAGAAGAAAAAACAAAAGCAACCAUCAGUAGCAAAGAAGGAACGGACAGCACCCAACCCAGAUGUAACGGUUCCCUAUAAGCCAGUAAGCGACGUUAAGAAUGGGAAAAAAGGCAAACCUUCUGAAGAGGAAUUGAAUACGGCACACACAGAAAAUGUAAUGGAGGGAGCACAAAAGCUACUCGAACAGAUGCAAAAGAAUAUUUUCGAAGUUUUUAACCCACCGCCACCACCAGAGCCUUUCAUCCCAAAAAAGGUCAGGGGGAAGGACAAGGUAGAACUGGUAGAAUCACUACUUCUGCCUCAUCCGAAGCCUCGCGAGCUACUUCCGCCUCAUCCAAAGCCUCGAGAGGUUCUGGAAAUAAUGCCCGAACCGCAUCCUUUAAAUCAUGCUGCACCGUUAAAGUUGACGAAAGCUGAAAAGAACCAGGCAAAGCGAGAAUUAGCUAGACAGGUGCGCUUGGUUAGGCGGAAGAAGAAAUUCGAGCAAGACAGGGAUCGCGAUAUAAUUGCUACGAGUAUAGGCCUACCAACAAAAAGGGAAAUAAUCCUAAUGAAAGUAGAGACCCGGGCAAAGAAGAAGUUGGUGCGAGAGCGGCUAGAGAGGGUGGAGCAAACACUUGUAGCGUCAAGAGACCUUCUAAACCUUAUAAGUGUCGAGCUUAAAGGCUCUCCGGCACUGGAGGUUCUAGAGGAAACCCUCCCGAACAAACAGAUGGUCAGGAAGAGACAAAACAGGAUCAGAGAACUACAGUGCAAGGUGAAGAAACGAGGCCCUCUUGGGCUCACGGAUAAAGAAGCAUGGGAGUUGGGGGAACUCAGAGAGCUGGAGCUCCUGACGACCUUGGGGCACUCGAAGAGAAAGGAAAUGAGGAAAGAGCAGCUGAAGGCGAAGAGGAUUGCAAAGCAGGAAAAGAGAGCGGCGUUGAAGGCCCAGGUUCUUUUGGCAAAAGAGUUGAGGAAGGCGAAGAAGAAGGAAGAGGAAAUGAUCAAAAAGCGCAAAAAUCGCAAAGAUUGCGGGGGGGGGGCUUUCGGGGGGUACGGCGGGAUAGGAGGAUAG
Morchella importuna is the source of this 4347-nucleotide messenger RNA. RefSeq lists its product as uncharacterized. Gene Ontology annotation, molecular function: DNA-directed DNA polymerase activity; DNA binding; 3'-5' exonuclease activity. The coding region runs from base 1 to 4347 and encodes 1448 amino acids. The transcript is spliced from 2 exons. Gene Ontology annotation, biological process: mitochondrial DNA replication. Lineage: Eukaryota; Fungi; Ascomycota; Pezizomycetes; Pezizales; Morchellaceae. The record is from RefSeq and is a predicted model, not a curated record. Gene Ontology annotation, cellular component: mitochondrion; gamma DNA polymerase complex.